Molecule: messenger RNA, 390 nt
Organism: Haliotis rubra (blacklip abalone)
Lineage: Eukaryota; Metazoa; Mollusca; Gastropoda; Lepetellida; Haliotidae
Exons: 1
Coding region: 1-390 (129 amino acids)
Source: RefSeq, a predicted model, not a curated record
AUGCUUAAAGUCAAUCAGGAAAAAACUGAAUUUAUUAUUGUCAGUUCCAAGAACCCUAAAGUUGACACCAGUGACAUGCAAGUACAAGUUGGAGACAGCUCUGUUAAAUCAGCUGAUACAGUGAAGAACCUUGGUGUUCACUUCGACCACAAACUGACAAUGGAGAGACAAGUCAAUGCCAUCGCCAAGUCAUGCUACUUCCAGAUCAGAAGUAUAUCAGCCAUACGCAGAUACAUCACAGAAGACUGUUGUAAGACUCUAGUACACGCUUUAGUAACAUCUAGACUGGAUUAUGGAAAUUGUCUUAUCCGUGGACUACCUGAAACUCUCACCAGUCGUCUACAGAAGGUGCAGAACUGUGCGGCUCAUUACCAAAACUGGCCGACGUGA